AGGGAGGCUUGAUCUCUGAAGUGCUGGUCAACUAAUUCAAAGUUUCUUUGUGUGUGUGCACAGAACUGAACCUCAGGAGAGAAGAAUGCAGAAACUAGUGCUGAAUAACUUCCUUUAGGGAAUUUUAACAUUGGAGCAUUAGCUUGUACUAUUUUAUUCUAGCUGCAGUGUUCUAGUAAGUGUGGGAAUGAGUAUGCAGUAUUUUUCCUAUUUCUUGCACCAUUAUCUGUCACUUCACUCCUGUUUUCACCCUGAGAUUUUUUGCCAAGUUUUGGUUUUAAGGUACAGUUUUUAAAUGUGAGUUGAUGCAGUCUCAGUACUUCAAACAUUCAUGAUGUCAGUGUGCUGCUUGACAUUCAUCUGAAGUUUUCUUGGUUUCAGUUUUGUACUCUAAGCUUUUUUGCAGUCUUUUCAGAUAUUUCUGUCUUUUUGACCAAACUGCAUUUUGAUUUCUUCACGUUUUUUGUCAAAGAAAGACUUCUCUCUCCCGUGCUAAGAUGUUUCCUCCCCCUCCCCCUUCCACCCUGUCUCUUUUCUCCACACAUCGACGUAGGUGGGAAAAUGUCAUGCUGGCUUGGUUGCUGGUGAGGGAGCUGGGGCUUUUAGGCUUUUCCCUUCAAGGUGCUGAUCUUGCGCUUUCGUAGAAUUGUGCUGCUUUUGCAUGAAGAGCUUGAAUGUGCGGUCCUGAUUUACACAGUGGUCGUCCUGAGAUCAGUGGAUUACUUUUGUUCUCAGUCCAGUAUCUGCUCACACUGAGGCAUGUAAGCAGUUUUAGUCUUGAGAAUGUUUUUAAAAGUGCAAAAAAAAUAAUCUGACCAUAUAAUAUUAAAAGGAAGGAAAAAUAAGCCACAGGUUUUACACGGUGACUUUAACAAAUCCAGAAAGAGUUGACCUGUCAGAUUCCUCUGACUGACAGCAUUGCUGUGUGUGACAGCCCUGUGGGAAGGCAGGGUUUAGUGUUCUUUUCUGGUCUGCUGGAAAGGACCGUUACUAAUAUGUUAUGCAGUAGAAUCUAUUUAUGUUAGCCCAAAACCACAAAGAUGAGUCUUGACACUUAAAAUUCUCUUAAAAUACCAUAUUGAAUUAUUGCAGCACACUUUACAUACAUACUACUAUCCUGAAUUUUAUCAGUGUUAUAAAAGUUCCACUUCUUUGGGGAAAAGAGGUUAUCAGACUAGAAGACACAAGAUAAUGCUGAUGGUCUUAUUUAUGAAGACAAUAUGAAAAGCAAACUUACUCUGCACAGCUAUUUGUAAAAGAAUCUAAUUGGCAGCCUACAGAUAGAUUGCCUUUUAGAAGGAAUGAACGUUAUGAGUGCAAGCAAGAUGGAAAAGUUAAGCAAGCCAUUACUUUUGUGACCACAGCACACAAGGGAUCUCAACCUCCCCUAAUACACUGUGGCUGGUACUUGAUCUGGGAGUUGCUGAAUUGCUCCCCAGAGUUCAUGCUGCCUGAAAUUCUUCAGUGCAGUGGGUAUGGACUGGAGACAACUUAGCCAGAAUGAAUGAGAGAUUAAUGUGGGCAUGUAAAACUGUGUACACUUCUUUAGUUUCUCUACAACUGGUUCAAGCUUUUCUUCAUUACAGAAUAAAUUCUAUACAACACAUGCAAUACUGGAUGCAGAUUAUGUGCUUAGAGACUUAUUACAGCUCUUAUGUUGAUAUCUGUAUUGUAACAUUUUAAAAGGCACUAGCCAUGGGCCAGUUAACCAAACAAAGCCAUUUUUUGUUGAGUCUUUUAAGGACAGCUUUUCUCAAAGUACCAGAUGAAGAUUAGAGUUUCUGUUCUAGCUGGCUAGAACCAACCUGUUUCCCUUCCUUAGCGGUGUCAUGUCAUUGUACGUUAGGAUUCCCUCUAUCUAAAGCUUAGCUUACACUAAACCUCUGCUCUAUAUUGAGUAACCUGUUCUUGUGAGUUUCAGGACUGUAGAAAUUGAUAAAUAUUAGCAUGUUUAAGGCUAAUAGCUGGAAUAUAGUUUUUUUGGCUCUGUCCAGAGUUGUGUAAAGCACUCAGUACUUUUGUAGUAUAGUUUAUUUACCUGGAAAGAAUCCAGGACCUUGCUAUUGGACAGCCUAGGCCAGGUCCAGAGCAUGCAUUUGUAAUGGCAAACUCAUCUCACUUGGCAUAGGCUGAAUAUUUGACAAAGCCUUGAACUCCUCAGGUGAAUUAAUUGUUUCAUCUGGCAAGCACUGUGCAUAAUGGUACUGGUGCUGUGUGCUCUUUGGCCCUUCUGUUCAGUGACGUGGUAGGCACAAAUGCCCCAGAUCACAUGUAAUCACUUCCUGAUGCAUUAUAGCACCAUUAUCAUUUUUCUCUAGAUGUUAUAGCUAAACGAGAUAGUCAAAGAAAAUGGUAAAAACAAGAAAGAGAAAAACACUGUCUCUUCAAUUUUUUUGCAAAUCAGACACUCUCUGGGUAAAUGCACCUUAUAGGAGGAAGCAAAACCAGCAGCUUUGAAUAAAUAAACGCAACCAUACAAACUUAAUAAAGGAUAUGAGCCAGUGCCAGCCAGAUUUUUAAAUGAUCUUCUGAAGACCUGGAUUAGAAAGUUCUUAUAAAGUUUGUAGUAACUGAUGUAGACAUCUCCUGGUGUUUCUGUCUCAAGAAAUCAAGUUCUGCUUUGCCAAGUUACUCUUUCAGAGGUGUUAGGAUGACGUGUUAAAAUGUAGAUACUUAAGAUACAUUAUUGUAGAAAUGGUAUAAUGAGGUUUACUGAGCACAGAGGGGCAGUGAGUUAAUUAAAGGAAUGGGUUAAUUAAGGACUUGAGUUGUAUAAAGCCUCGUUUGUCUGAACUGUUGGCACUGUGUAAACAUAAUAAAUUUAAGUGAACUUUGCACUUCUGCACCUGUAUGCUUAGGGAUAGAAUUAAUAGGAGAAUUUUGGCAUCACAGAAUAGUUUGAGUUGGAAGGGACCAUAAAGAUCCUGUCCCCCAAUCCCCUGCUGUGUGCAGGGACACCUCCAAUUAGACCGAGUUGCUUAAAGUCCAAUCCCACCUGGCCCUGAACACUUCUAGGCUUGGGGGCUUCCUCAGCUGCUCUGAGCAACCUUUCUCACUUUAAAUUGUGUUUGUGUCUGAACUCUGUAACAGUAUCUUUUAACAAAAUCAGUGCCCCUUAAUAAAAAAGAACAAACUGGGUCUAAAGUGUAGCAUUUAGUAUGCUUCAGUCCUGGGCCACAAAGCGCUGGGAAUAUAAACAGUGGUAUGGAGGCAAUUUAGUGUGAAUGUCGUACUGCUGUUGAAGGUGUUGAGUGUGUGAGUGUGGCUCCACAUGACUGAUUGCUUUCAUGUGUUUGGUGGGACUCAGUUGGAUGAUGAUUGUGAUCUUAACCUCAACAUGAAUUUGGUACACUGGCUCCUGUAAAAGAGAUACAGUUGGGUAUUUAUGAACUAUAACUUUCUUUUUUUUAGUUGCAGAUUGAAAUAUCAUGGACAGAAAAUAGUUUGGAUGAUGUGUUUUGCCAGCAUAUCUCUGCAAUUUCAGUUCUAACAAUGGAUAAGUGUAAGCACGUAGGACGUCUGCGACUGGCUCAAGAUCACUCCAUUCUCAAUCCUCAGAAAUGGCAUUGCAUGGACUGCAAUACUACAGAAUCUGUGUGGGCGUGCCUCAGCUGCUCGCAUGUGGCGUGUGGAAGAUACAUCGAGGAACAUGCACUAAAGCACUUUCAGGAGAGCAGCCACCCAGUGGCAUUGGAAGUAAAUGAGCUGUAUGUUUUCUGUUAUCUCUGCGACGAUUACGUUCUCAAUGAUAACGCAACCGGUGAUCUAAAACUCUUGCGGAGUACAUUAAGUGCAAUCAAGAGUCAGAACUAUGAGUGCACUACUCGAAGUGGGAGGACUUUGCGUUCUAUGGGUACAAGUGAUGAUUCCUACCUUUCACAUGGUGGUGCCCAAGCCAUGCUUCGGAAUGAAGAUCGAAUGUUCACAGCUCUCUGGCACCGACGGCGUGCAGUCCUUGGCAAAGUAUUCAGAUCGUGGCUUGAGUUGACACCUACUGGAAAAAGGAUUUUGGAAGAAGAAAGACAUCGAGAAGAAGCAGAGCUGAAAAAGGACAAAGCUAGGAAGAGAAGACAAGAACGAAAACGUGAGUUGAAAGCAGAGAUGGAAAAGAUGCCUCCAAGAAAGAGCAGUCGUUUACAAAAUCAGAUUAGAAUGUCCUUAAAAACAGAACUCUGCCCUCAGAAAACACCACAGAACAUGGAAUCUGUGGCAGAGUUGAAAGAAACAUAUACCUCCGAUGAACUGAGACUGAGAAAAAUAAGUGACUCUCCAAUUAAACGAAGGCCCACAGUGACUCCUGGAGUAACAGGACUGAGAAACCUGGGAAACACAUGCUAUAUGAAUUCUGUCCUGCAGGUAUUAAGUCACUUACUUAUUUUUCGAGAAUGCUUUUUAAAGCUUGAUCUCAACCAAACUCAGGAACUGCUGGCAACAGCAACCAAUGGUAAAACAAGAUCUUCGUCCAAACACCUGUCAAUAGCUGCCUCAACAUUACACGUGAAUGAGACCCAAGAGAAAGUAAAGGGAUCUUAUGCUGUGAGGCGGCCUAGUUUGUCCUCUGGAUUAAGUGGAGGAGCAUCAAAAAGUAUGGAACUCAUUCAGCCCAGGGAGCCCAGUUCAAAGCAUAUUUCUCUCUGUCAUGAGUUGCAUACUCUAUUCCAGGUUAUGUGGUCUGGCAAAUGGGCACUGGUGUCUCCUUUUGCCAUGCUUCAUUCUGUGUGGAGACUAAUUCCAGCCUUCAGAGGGUAUGCCCAACAAGAUGCUCAGGAAUUUCUCUGUGAACUUUUGGAUAAAGUACAGCAGGAACUGGAGACUACAGGGACCAGAUACCCAGCUCUCAUCCCUGCUUCUCAAAGAAAACUUAUAAAGCAGGUUUUGAAUGUGGUUAACAACAUUUUUCAUGGACAGCUAUUAAGUCAGGUUACAUGUCUUACCUGUGACAAUAAAUCAAAUACCAUAGAACCUUUCUGGGACCUGUCCCUGGAGUUUCCCGAGAGGUAUCACUGCAAUGGCAAGGAGAUGUCGUCUCAGUAUCCAUGUCUGCUGACAGAAAUGCUGGCCAAGUUUACAGAAACUGAAGCUUUGGAAGGAAAGAUAUAUGCGUGUGAUCAGUGCAACACAAAACGAAGGAAGUUUUCUUCUAAACCAGUUAUACUCACAGAAGCUCAGAAGCAGCUUAUGGUGUGUCGACUACCUCAGGUUCUCAGAUUACACCUUAAACGGUUUAGGUGGUCAGGACGCAAUCACCGUGAGAAGAUUGGUGUACAUGUUAGUUUUGAUCAAAUGCUAAACAUGGAGCCUUAUUGCUGCAGGGAAUCCCUCAAGUCUCUCCUGCCUGACUGCUUCAUCUACGACCUGUCUGCUGUGGUAAUGCAUCAUGGGAAGGGAUUUGGCUCAGGGCACUACACUGCCUACUGCUACAAUUCCGAAGGAGGAUUUUGGGUACACUGCAAUGAUUCGAAACUCAACAUGUGCACUAUGGAAGAAGUAUGCAAGGCUCAAGCCUACAUUUUGUUUUACAGCCAACGACUUACUCAGGCAAAUGGACAUGGUAGAGUCCCCUGUCCCAGCACAGCUGAAAGUCAGCAGCAUACAGAAUUAGCUGGCUGUUCCAUGGACAACAGUAGCAGCUAAUCCAAAGCCAGUUAACUGUGUGUAUGGAAUUGCUACUAGGUCUUAGAAUAUUGACAUUCACCAGCAAGGAAUGUUAAAACAUAUCAGAUAGAAAAUGAAUUUUUCCAAGGCAACUUUCUGUGAAAUUAUUUUGCAAGCUUGAAUGGCUAUACUAAAGAUACAUGGAUAGAAUUUCUUAAAAUCUGGACUUGAGGAAAUAGAGCAUGAAGUUAUUUUCAUGUAAGUAUGGUAAGGGGAGUGUUUAAUAACACAAGAAUGUAUCUUUACCAAGACUUGCAUGUUUUAGCCUUAACAAACCUGACAACUUAAAACUCAAGUGCCAAAUUCAAAGUAAUUUAACAACCAAGGGCUUUUUUAUUCCAAAAAUUUAAAAGCUUUCUUAAACAAGCAAAAAACUCAGUAACACCCCAACAACAAAACCACACUCACUCCUCCCACUAUCAUUGCUACAAGAACAUUAGCAUCCGUUCUCUUGAAUUGGACCAGCUUACUUUAAGCUGUGGCAAGCAUUGUCUGUCUCAGUCAUCCAUUAACAAACAGCUGAUGAAAAGCAGCUGCAAUGUUUGCAUGAAAGCAUUCUCAGUCUGGUUUCAUCACCCGCAACUGCUGUACCUUGUACUACAUGGUCCUACCACUAGCAUUAACAGAACUGUGCAGUGAGGAGAAUUUAACAAGCUGGAAUCAUCAAUCCUCCACAUACAGUAGUUAAUGCCAAUUAAAUUUUAAUUGUGAAGUUAUUUUGCGUAAGUCCUAUGCAAAUUGUUACCUCAUCUUCUGCAAAGUUUUACCUCAAUAAAAUGCCUUGAUGUGGACAGAA
Messenger RNA from Corvus hawaiiensis (hawaiian crow), 6451 nucleotides. RefSeq names its product ubiquitin specific peptidase 44 (gene USP44). Gene Ontology annotation, cellular component: cytoplasm. Gene Ontology annotation, biological process: protein deubiquitination. The record is from RefSeq and is a predicted model, not a curated record. The transcript has 6 exons. Lineage: Eukaryota; Metazoa; Chordata; Aves; Passeriformes; Corvidae. Gene Ontology annotation, molecular function: zinc ion binding; cysteine-type deubiquitinase activity. The coding region runs from base 3493 to 5634 and encodes 713 amino acids.